Molecule: messenger RNA, 1119 nt
Organism: Microcebus murinus (gray mouse lemur)
Lineage: Eukaryota; Metazoa; Chordata; Mammalia; Primates; Cheirogaleidae
Gene: S100A16
Product: S100 calcium binding protein A16
Cellular component (GO): perinuclear region of cytoplasm
Molecular function (GO): calcium-dependent protein binding; calcium ion binding
Source: RefSeq, a predicted model, not a curated record
CAAGGGCCCAACCCCAGGGCCAAGUCAAAAGGGAGCUCAGUACUAUCUCCCCACCGAGCCAGCUCAGCGGGCAGGGCCAGGAGGGAGUGGGACAGAUUCUGGGAGUGCGGCGGGGAGGAGUCCCGGUUGGGCUGAGUGCAGGGAGCUGCUUGGCAGUGCCAGAGCCCAGGCCCCAGAGCCCUGCCGGAGCAGAGGUGGACGGAGGAGGAGGCAGGCCCCGAGCCAGCGAGGUGAAGCGGUGAGAUGGCGGACUGCUGCUACACGGAGCUGGAGAAGGCGGUCGUUGUCCUGGUGGAAAACUUCUACAAAUACGUGUCUAAGCACAGCCUGGUCAAGAACAAGAUCAGCAAGAGCAGCUUCCGCAAGAUGCUCCAGAAAGAGCUGAACCAUAUGCUGACGGACACGGGGAACCGCAAGGCUGCAGACAAGCUCAUCCAGAACCUGGAUGCCAACCACGAUGGGCGCAUCAGCUUUGACGAGUACUGGACCUUGAUAGGUGGCAUCACCUGCCCCAUCGCCAACCUCAUCCGCCAGCAGGAGCAGCAGAGCAGCAGCUAGAGGCCCGUUCAGCACGCCCACCUCUCAGGCACUGGCCUGAUGCCCACCCAGGUGUCUCCCCAGGCUCCCUCCUCCUCCCUCCAGACCCUCUUCUGAUCCUUGCUCACAGGGCCCCUUUGUGAGUGUCUCAGUCUGGGGGUGCCUCCCUGGGGGUCUCAGUGCCUGGAGUCAGCAGGCCCUAGGGAUCCCUCUGCGAGAUCUUAAAGCUAUUUGGAGACCCCAAGAGUUUCCUCACCUGAUGUUCCUGCCCUGUUCCUGCCUGUCUGUGUGUCUGUCCUGACCUCCGGAGGUCAGCUCACUGCCCGACGUCUCCCUGCUCUUGGUGGCAGCGGAAGCAGCAGCAGAGACCUCUCCCUUGCCCUCAGCCCCCUCCUGGGUAGAGAAGCCCUUCCAGCCACUCCCCUCCAGGUGCCUCUGCAUCUGUGAAUGAGUUAAUCAGGGCUGAGCCUCCUUCCUCUGCUCAGCCAUGAAAUCAUGGUAAUAAAGGCUGGAUCUAGAGUUUGUAUCUCCCUCACCUGGUCCCUUUGUGACGCUCAUUAAAACCUGCCCACUCCUUGGAAA